ACAUUCAGACAUUUCUUUUCUCAUCAUGAACACAUCAAACAGCUCCACAGAAGAUGACCGGGUUUAUGCUGGGAUCUUUGGCUGCAUUAUGGUGAUAGGUCUGCCACUGAAUGCAGUCUCACUGUGGAUUCUUCUUCGCCGCCACAGCCUCAAAUCACCCAACGCUGUCUUCAUGGUGAACCUGGCACUCUCAGACCUGCUAGCCAUCAUGUCUUUGCCCAUGAGGAUCUACCAUCAUGCAACAGGCACCUCGCUGGGAAUUAUCACAUGCCUCUUCAGCCUAAUAAUCUUUCGCAACAACCUCCGCUCCAGCGCCUCCUUCAUCACCUUCAUAAGUGUGGACCGACUGCUGGCUGUGGUUUAUCCUCUGAGGUCUCGCCAUCUUCGGACCUCGUGCAAUGCCUGGAAAGGAGCAGCACUCGUCUGGGGGGUUUUGCUGGUGGUAAAUAUCCCAGAGGGCAUAGGAUUUGUAAAACACGUACAGAACCACACAGAUCACAUUUGUUUUCAAUCUCAUUAUUAUAAAAGUGUAACACGAUCAGCAAUUAUUUACCUUCAGAUUGUGUUACUGGUCACAAUGCUAGCAGUCAACAUUGUGUGCACCGUUAUGGUUUCUUGGACUCUACACAAACAUCUCAGUGACUCUGCAAAGGUCAGAAACAAGGUGAACGUAAUGCUGAUUUUUGCCAUCAACUUGUUUAUAUUCUGCACAUGUUUUCUGCCCAUGCCACUACACGCAGUUACAAAAAGCAAAGGAAAAAUAGCUCCACUGGCAUUUCUGACUGUUUUGAGCUGCUGUCUGGAUCCACUGAUGUAUUAUUUUUCUUUUGACUCCUUCUGGAAGAAAAAAGAGGACGUGGGAAGAGAACUAUAG
Maylandia zebra (zebra mbuna) is the source of this 874-nucleotide messenger RNA. RefSeq names its product lysophosphatidic acid receptor 6-like. Lineage: Eukaryota; Metazoa; Chordata; Actinopteri; Cichliformes; Cichlidae. The record is from RefSeq and is a predicted model, not a curated record. Gene Ontology annotation, biological process: phospholipase C-activating G protein-coupled receptor signaling pathway; positive regulation of Rho protein signal transduction. Gene Ontology annotation, cellular component: plasma membrane. Gene Ontology annotation, molecular function: lysophosphatidic acid receptor activity.